AUGGCUAGCUUUCUUGCCGUAGCAGCAUGUCUGUCUGUGAUUGCUUCGGCCCAUGCACUGUCGGCCAGGUUGUACCCUACCGUUCUACGCAGAGAUACCACGGCGACCAGCGUUGAGCCCGUGUCAGCAAUCUCUCUCUACUAUCAAGCAGUCAACUCAAGCUCUAUCGGCGCUCUCGUCCAAGCGGACUUGCAGCUCCCCUCCAUCGUCCUUGAAGAUGUCAAUGAUGUGUCAAGCGUGACCUGUUCUGUCGACAGCGUGACGGUGACGUUCAAUUCCACGACCACCUUCAACCAAGCAUACUCCUGGCCUCGCUCACACCUCCUCCUCGUCACCAACCAUCUAGGGAACUGCGACGCGGAAGCCGAACGCGGAAUCUACAACGCAGCCUCUCUCCUAUUCAACCCCUCAAGCUUAAGCAUCACCGCCUCGACAAGCAAAACCAACCUCCAGCAACAAGCCAAAACCGUCACCAUCGCUUUCGGCCACCCUGUCUCAUCCCAACACAAGCGCGAGCUCACCACCAGCAUCGACCUCGCCUGGUCAGGCGACCUCAUCCGCACCACCGGCCUAACCAUCCACGCCAACCACGCCACCCUCGACGCCGCAAUCACCAUCGACGGGAUCAUCGCGUACAACAUCGAGACAAAGACAGCAACAACCCUCAACCUCGACAUCGCCGUCGCGCUGGAUGCGACACUCGGCCUCUCCGUCUCAGCCGCGGGGUCGUUCCUGCGCAACGUCUACACCUACAGAUGGAGCCCCGUCGAGGCGGCGGGCUUCUCCAUCCCCGGGAUCCUGACCGUGGGGCCGAUGCUCGAUCUCAACGUGGGCGUCGACAUGGAGAUGAACGGGACGGCAGAGGCCAGGAGUAACAUGAGCAUGGCGACGAACGGGCUAUUCCAUCUCGAUCUACUCAAUAUGACGGAUAGCUCUGCGCGGAGCGUCGCGCCAACAGCGACGACCAGCUCGAGGAUGGAUACGGCGGCGGAUAUGCAGCUUGAUCCGUUCGUUGGGGCGGAGGUUGGCGUGACGGUGAAUCUGUUUGAGGGCUUGCUUGAUUUGUCGUCUGGGUUGGCGGCGCGAGCGACGGUCGUGAAUGUCUUUAAUAUUGAUGCGGAGAUGGUGGUUGGGGACGAUGGGGAUGUUACGCUGGUUCCUCCUCCGGCGGAUAGCAGUGGAGGCUGUGAGAAUGGGUAUUGGUUUACAAGUGAUUUUUGGUUUAAUGUCACGGCGAGCAUGAUGGCGCUGCUUACGAUGGAUAUGUAUCAUCUUGAUAUGCCUAUGGUGCAGACUGAGUGUAUUGCAUUUUAG
Messenger RNA from Aspergillus fischeri NRRL 181, 1314 nucleotides. RefSeq lists its product as uncharacterized. The record is from RefSeq and is a predicted model, not a curated record. The coding region runs from base 1 to 1314 and encodes 437 amino acids. The transcript has a single exon. Lineage: Eukaryota; Fungi; Ascomycota; Eurotiomycetes; Eurotiales; Aspergillaceae.